Molecule: messenger RNA, 715 nt
Organism: Dermacentor andersoni
Lineage: Eukaryota; Metazoa; Arthropoda; Arachnida; Ixodida; Ixodidae
Product: esterase OVCA2
Biological process (GO): response to retinoic acid
Cellular component (GO): nucleus; cytoplasm
Molecular function (GO): hydrolase activity
Source: RefSeq, a predicted model, not a curated record
GCCAAGCAUUUGUUGCCAUGGCAACCAUCAUGGCGGACGUCACGAAGCUGCGGGUUCUUUGCCUACACGGUUAUAGGCAAGAUGCUGCUGCAUUCAAGUCUAAAUUGGGAGGCUUUCGUAAAGCAACCAAGUCCUUGCUGGAUCUAGUGUUCAUCGACGCUCCCCACCUCAUAGAGAAUGGAGUCUAUGGAGAAGGAGACACUGAAGGUGGCCGUGCCUGGUGGUUUUCAAGCGAAAAGACAUUCAGUUCCAAGGAGUACACGAACACGUGCCGUGGCUUUGAGGAAUCAGUCAAAGCCAUUGAGCUAGCAUUCAAAGAGCAGGGUCCCUUUGAUGGAAUUCUGGGCUUCAGCCAGGGUGCUGCCAUGACAGCCAUGAUUCUCUCUCUGCAGAGCCUUAAGAAUGUGGAGUGCAGCUUCAAAUUUGGUGUCCUGGUAGCUGGGUUUCGUAGCCGCUCCAGCGAACAUGACUACCUCUUUGCACAAGAGGGUGCAAUAGAUGUGCCUACCCUGCACGUUGUGGGCGAAACAGACAACAUUAUACCCAAAGUGCAAGCAACGGAAAUUCUCCCUUUCUUCGUGUCCCCAAGUGUCCUCUACCAUCCAGGUGGUCAUUUCCUACCAACAGGCAGCGAUUGCAAGACAGAGUACAUUGCCUUCUUCAAGAAAAUGGCUUCUGCACAUAAUGGUACACUAUAAACUGCUGGUUUGCUUUA